Molecule: messenger RNA, 2151 nt
Organism: Schizophyllum commune H4-8
Lineage: Eukaryota; Fungi; Basidiomycota; Agaricomycetes; Agaricales; Schizophyllaceae
Exons: 4
Coding region: 125-1942 (605 amino acids)
Source: RefSeq, a predicted model, not a curated record
UCCAGGAAAUUGCGUUUCUGGAUACUGUGACUGUCUUUGGGAAACACAGAAGAAAUUCCCGCAGUGUAAGUAUCCGCGUUUAUUCCCUUUGUUACGCCAUUGUUCAUUGUUUUAUGUGUUCCGCAUGAUGGAAGGAUUACCGGACCUGAACCAGCACCAGCAAGUCCAACCGCAUGCUGGUCCCGUGGAAAACGGCGUCGCAGGACCCUCGCAAGCAGCUUCUAGUACCCAGCCGGUUUUGCCGACUCCUGGUACUCCAGACCAGCCAGCACCAGCACCUGCAGUCCCGCAGAAACGUCGACCCGGACGUCCUAAGGGAUCGGGCAAGAAGUACCCCGAGGCGAAUCCGAAUGUGCCCAAGACCAAGCGUCCUGUGGGGCGUCCGCGUAAGGAUGGUCUCCCGGCGGGCUCGCUGGGCCCUAGGCCAAAGACGCGGACCCAUGUCUUCCCUCUAUCCGUGACCCCCGCCUCCCUCAAGAAGAUCCUGCAUUCGAUCGAUCCCAGCCUCCAGCAAGACGAUUGGCCGGCGUUGGCGCAGACGCAGCCGAAUGCAUUCUUGCGCGCGCUCAUCACCGCAUUGAACACGACUCCGGGGAUUGGUGCGCAGACGACGCAGGCCGAACACGAGGCGUUCCAGUUGCACUCCUAUUCGCUGUCUGCGAAGGCGAUGCAAUCUGAGCAUAUCCCCUCGCUCUACUCCGUGCUCAAGACGUUUUGGCUGCCAUGCUCCCCCGCUUACUUCUCACUUAUCGCGUCUGCUUCGACGGGACGUACGCCGUCCGAUCACCAAUUCCUGUACUGGGAUCCUCUACCGCUGGUCUUCAAUGGCCUGCUGUGCCCGUGCUGCUGUCAGGCACCUCUUAUCAACCGUUCGCGCAUCCAGUCCGCGCCAAUCAAGGUGUACGACGUUCCCAAGCCUUUCUAUAUCAUCGGCUGCGAAUACGUAUGCAAGAGCCCCACUUGCGUCUCGCAGACGUCCAGUGAGGGCCGCUCCUUUGCCAGCACCGACGCCGUUGUGCUGCGUGCUCUGCCCGCCGCGCUGAUUCAGGAGUUUCCCGCUCGUCUUCUACAAGAUGAGGGUCUCAUGGGAACGAGCCCGAAGAUCUGGAAUUGGCAGGCCCUCGGAGUGUCGCAGACGAUCUGGAAUAUGGUCCUGGGCGGCCUGCGUGUCGGCCUGAACAAGGACGCCAUCGUCCAAAUCAUCCACUCGACCAUGAACGGCGUCAGCGAGCCAUUCGACCCGCAAGCGCUCCCCAUGAUUCCAAUGGGUAUGCCCCCGCCACACUCCUUCCCCCCAAUGGAAAUCAAGAGCGCGCCUCCGCAUGAGUCCGUCCCACCGGAGGCCCCUCCGCCGAUGCCGCAGCCAAGUGGGAGCUCCGACGAGGUCGAGCAGCAACUCGCCGCCGACGCCAUGGACGCAGACGAGGAUGCCGCUGGGCACGCUGACGAGAGCAUGGAGACAGACCACUCGCUGCACUACCCCACCGACUUCGACGUCCCCUUCGGCGGGCCGCUGCCCGAGAUUUCGCAGUCCGCCUCCACUGCGGGCUCCGCGACGCAGACGACCGGCCCGCCCGCCUCGCAGGGCCCUCCUCCUCCCAUGCAGUCGCAAGAAGCCGGCCCCUCGACGCUCCCCGCCGCGCCCCCGCAGGCGCCGUACACUCCCUUCUACAGCGGAUAUGCAUACUACGGCGUGCACCCCGCCCAGGCGUACGCGGGCGCGCCGACGAGCAAUGGCCACGGCUCGAAGCGCUUGUCGCCGGACGACUCGUUUUCGAAGCGCAGCCCGCGGCACUGCCUGAAGUGCGGCUCGCAGGAUUGCAAGGGCAAGGGCGGGCGGCAGCACUGCCAAAAUCCGUGCCAGGACUGCGGGAAGGUGGUGUGUCGGGGGCGCAAUGGGCGGAGGCGGGAUAAGCCGUGUCAGGAAGGGUGGGACGAGUGAGGUGGAGGAUGAUCAUGUUUCCUUUCUUGCGUCUGCUUGAGUUACUGACUGUAUUUGUACUUAAGGUAGAUGUCAUAAGUACGACGUCCAGAGUAUGCCUUAUGGCCGGGCUUCGGCAUAUGCCGGUGGGUUUGAUGGCGGCAUAGUGGUUCAACCUGCUCUUGCUUCUUGCCUUCAUCAUGCACCGUUUGAAAAUUUUCCUCCCUGCG